ACACAAACAAUGAUUUGAUCUAAUCGCAACUAACUGCAACAUUGCUGCUUUUCUGAUAUCCAGUUGAUCAUGGCAACUAAAGGAAAUCCAGGGGAUAACAAAAGUAAAAGCUCUUUACCAUCAUUACUUAUCGUAGCUGCACUUUGUUGUUUCUUCUAUGUUCUUGGAGUGUGGCAAAGAAGUGGUUUUGGGAAGGGAGACAGCAUAGCACUUGAGAUAACAAAGAAGGCGGAGGACUGCGGUAUUCUUCCUACUUUGGAGUAUGAAACUCACCACGGGAAUCAAAGCACCUCAUUCGAUGAUCCCAAGCAAGAUGUCAAGGAGAUUGAACCAUGUGGCGAGCAAUACAUUGAUUAUACACCAUGUCAUGAUCAAAUGCGAGCAAUGACAUUUCCUCGAGAAAAUAUGAACUAUAGGGAGAGACAUUGUCCUCCAGAUGAAGAGAAGCUGCAUUGUCUUAUUCCAGCCCCAAAAGGAUAUGUGACUCCUUUUUCAUGGCCAAAGAGUCGUGACUAUGUACCUUUUGCGAAUGCACCACAUAAGAGCUUAACAGUUGAGAAGGCAGUGCAAAAUUGGGUUCAAUAUGAAGGAAAUGUAUUUAGAUUUCCAGGUGGUGGAACACAGUUCCCCAAUGGGGCAGAUGCAUAUAUUGAUCAACUUGCUUCUGUUAUACCGAUUGAAAAUGGUACCGUACGAACUGCAUUGGAUACCGGAUGUGGGGUUGCAAGUUGGGGUGCAUACCUUUUCAAGAAGAAUGUUCUAACCAUGUCCUUCGCACCCAGAGACUCGCAUGAAGCUCAAGUUCAAUUUGCUUUGGAAAGAGGUGUUCCAGCAGUUAUUGGUGUACUUGGAACCAUAAAAUUGCCAUAUCCAUCUAGAGCUUUUGAUAUGGCGCAUUGUUCACGUUGUUUGAUUCCUUGGGGUGCAAAUGAUGGAUUGUACAUGACGGAGGUAGACCGAGUGCUCAGACCAGGGGGCUACUGGGUACUUUCAGGUCCUCCCAUCAACUGGCGAGUUAACUAUCAAGCGUGGCAACGCCCCAAGGAAGAACUGGAGGAGGAACAGAGAAAGAUUGAAGAAAUGGCUGAACUUCUCUGCUGGGAAAAGAAGCAUGAGAAAGGUGAGAUUGCCAUAUGGAGAAAAAGAGUAAACAAUGAGUACUGCAGGGAACGUGAUUCUCGUGUAACUCUAUGUGAAUCCUCGAAUGCAGCAAAUGUCUGGUAUAAGAAGAUGGAGGCAUGCGUAACUCCGUAUCCUGAGACAACUAAUUCAGAUGAAGUUGCUGGUGGGGGACUUAAGCCGUUUCCAGAUAGACUAAAUACUGUUCCUCCAAGAAUAGCAAGUGGAUCUGUCCCUGGAUUAUCUGUUGAUUCAUUCAAGGAGGACAACAAGUUAUGGAAAAAACACGUGAAUUCUUAUAAGAGAGUUAAUAAGAUCCUCGACAGUGGGAGGUAUAGAAAUAUAAUGGAUAUGAAUGCUGGCCUUGGAAGUUUUGCUGCAGCACUUGAAUCACCCAAGUUAUGGGUCAUGAAUGUUGUGCCAACUAUAGCUGAGCAAGACACUCUUGGAGUUGUAUAUGAACGAGGCUUGAUCGGCAUAUAUCAUGACUGGUGUGAAGCCUUCUCUACGUAUCCUCGGACAUAUGACCUUAUUCAUGCAAAUAGAGUUUUCAGCUUAUACAAAGACAAAUGUAGUGCUGAAGACAUUCUGCUUGAGAUGGAUAGGAUUCUUCGACCAGAAGGUGCAGUCAUAUUGCGAGACCAUGUAGAUGUCCUCACCCAGGUGAAAAGAAUUGCAACUGGUAUGAGGUGGAACAUAAAAAUGGUGGAUCAUGAGGAUGGCCCUCUGAUCCCUGAAAAGGUGCUAUUUGCUGUCAGAAAAUAUUGGGUUGUAGGUGAUAACAACUCAACUGUCUGAGAUCGAAUAGCAUCGUCUAGGCAGCAUUUUGGCAGAUAAUCGUAGGGCAGUCAAUGCUGCAGUAUUUGGUUCACUGGCGCCAGAGAUAUUAUUCUUUCCCCACUGGAGCUCAGAACUGAUGAAUGAAGCAGAGAACUCUGAUAAGUCUCAUGGUAGCCAUUUUUCAUUUUCCAUUUUUGGCGGUUGCAGAGCAGAAAUAUGAGUAGGUUAUCAUGGCUAGUUUAUUUUCGUAUAGCGCUUUCUUCCUAUCUUUUUUUAUUAUCAUUUUAACACCAUUGCAAUUAAUCUUUAGUUCAUUCACAGUUGUACCAUAUCUUUACCAGCAUUUCUUCUGUAAUUCCAGCAGAGUAAAUUGAGUUCUUAUGGUAAAAGAUCUAAUCUCUUUUGAUGUUAUCGACUAUUUUA
Messenger RNA from Solanum stenotomum, 2322 nucleotides. Its product is annotated as probable methyltransferase PMT2. The transcript is spliced from 7 exons. NCBI's taxonomy places the organism in Eukaryota, Viridiplantae, Streptophyta, Magnoliopsida, Solanales, Solanaceae. Gene Ontology annotation, molecular function: methyltransferase activity. The record is from RefSeq and is a predicted model, not a curated record. Bases 70 to 1917 code for a protein of 615 amino acids. Gene Ontology annotation, cellular component: endosome; trans-Golgi network; cytoplasm.